AUGCUCAUAGAAUUAACUAUCAGACUAAAUGUUGAGAGUACCAGUUGUGAGCUGAAGUGCUGUCCCUACAUGCCUGCAGCCUUCAGCCAAGGGCGUGUGGAGUGCACGGGGAGCGAGGCCGUAUGCGGGGAGGGGGGGUUUGCUGUGCUGACAACUGCUGAAUUGCUGUUGUUGCCGUUCAUAAGUUAUGAGCCGGUGCUGCUCGCUGGCCUGUUUGCUGUGGCAGUAUCCUGUGCUGAUUUGCAGAUUUCCGGAUAG
This is a messenger RNA of Arctia plantaginis, 258 nucleotides long. The record is from the annotation of a GenBank genome assembly. NCBI's taxonomy places the organism in Eukaryota, Metazoa, Arthropoda, Insecta, Lepidoptera, Erebidae.